AUGGAGAGCUCGCACGACCUUGGCUAUUCCGAAGCAGAUUUGCUCAACUCACUGCAGACAACAUCGCUCGGCUACCACUCCAGCAUCACUACAGAGGAGCUUGAGAACCUGCAAAACUUGCUCGUAGAUGAAAAUGUGCUUCCGACUGAGCAUGAUGUGCAAUACAACAGCCUGUCAGACUAUCCAAGUCAACCGCUGGAGAUGAUAGCGCCGUGGCAGGCACACGCUCCUCUCGUCGAAUCUCAAGCGAUUCCUGUCCCGGCGCUGGCCUCCAACCAGACCUUGCCGCGCCGGAGAAGCCGGUAUCUACGCAAUGGAAGUGCACGCAAUGCAUCUAGCGAGCCAGUCACUCCUGCUCAAUCGAGCCUCAACCCGAUGCAGCGAUGGCAGGAAUCUCCGCCAGAAACCGAGGGCGCUUCCUUACUCGCCAUUGCCGGGGCCUUGAGAAAUAGUCCCCGGCACACCAGGUCUGCAGAAAGGUUGAAAACCAAGAGAUGGAGUGUAGCAACUUCAGAUACAAGCCUCGACAGUGCCGACACGGGCUGCUCUUCCCAGUCUAUUGCCUCAUCUAGGUCAACUACAUCACGGAGAGAAAAGCCAAGAUCGAGGCAUGCAUCGAGGGCACGAACAACACUCAACCGGUCCAAAUCCGGUGCCCAAAACGGUCGCAUAUUCCAGUGCACCUUUUGUUGCGACACAUUCAAGAACAAGUAUGACUGGUCCCGGCACGAAAAGUCCUUGCAUCUCUCGGUCGAGAGAUGGAUUUGCACACCAUUCGGGGGCGCUAUUGUGUCGCCAUUGACUGGCCAGAACCACUGCGUGUACUGCAACCUGCCUGAUGUGUCCCAGGAGCAUCUUGUGAAAACACAUGCACAUGGCAGUUGUGAAGGCGAAAACCAGGUACGAGAAUUUGGUCGGAGAGAUCAUCUCGUCCAACACCUGAGGCAAAUCCACAAGAUAGAUGCAGCCCCGGCAUGCAUUGACGACUGGAAGGUUGACGCUCCUCCCAUUGCCUGCCGCUGCGGUUUUUGCAACACACAGUUAAACAGCUGGAAAGAGCGGGCGGAUCAUCUCGCCCGUCAUUUUCGGGAUGGGUCAACCAUGGACGACUGGCAAGGAGAUCACGGGUUCGAAAAGCCAAUCGCCUCACAGGUGAACAAUGCGAUACCCCCAUAUCUGAUCGGAGCGGAAUCCCGCAGUCUGGUGCCAUUCUCUGCCACAUCCUCCCGUACCAAAGAUCAUUUGCACCAAAUUAUGAAAUCUCAUGAUGAAUGGGCAGCCGAGCUGGGAGGGGGUGAGAGCCAUCAGUCGAACCCGAUACCAAAUCAGGAACAAGUUGACGAGACCGGGGCUCAGCAAUCUGAAUCUGCGGUAUCCAAGAAUUUUGUGCAUUUCCUCACGUCAGGGCUCGCACGAUUUGCUCGUCAACAAAUGAGCCUCGGCGUUGUUCCAUCAGAUGAAAUGUUUCAGAAUGAAUCGAGACGACUGGUGUACGGCAGCCAGGAUGGAUGGGAUCAAACCAUUGCCGACAACAAUCAGUGGCUUUCUACAUUCAGAUCCACACAUUUGGGGCCCAAUGAUGAUAGCCAAGGUUCUGGGCAUGGGAAUAUGACUUGA
Messenger RNA from Pestalotiopsis fici W106-1, 1617 nucleotides. RefSeq lists its product as uncharacterized. The transcript has 2 exons. The record is from RefSeq and is a predicted model, not a curated record. NCBI's taxonomy places the organism in Eukaryota, Fungi, Ascomycota, Sordariomycetes, Amphisphaeriales, Sporocadaceae. The coding region runs from base 1 to 1617 and encodes 538 amino acids.